CAGAGUAUCAAGUGGGAGGAGUUCUCAUGCCAUUUAAUCAAGCUUGUGCGCCUGUCCUCUACUCCUCACAAAACAGCGUGAAUAACUUCUGUUAGUUGCAGUCGGUGGAAGUGAAGUGGCUAAAAAAAACCCAGAACUUGCAGUCAUGGUAGGUAAAGAUCCGAGUAAGCCGAGGGGGAAGACGUCCUCGUAUGCCUACUUUGUUUCAACGUGCCGGGAAGAACAUAAGAAGAAACAACCAGACGUUCCUGUGAACUUCACAGAAUUCUCCAAGAAAUGUUCUGAACGGUGGAAGCUUUUGACUGCCAAAGAGAAGCUGAAGUUCGAGGACCUGGCCAAAUCCGACAAAGUUCGCUAUGAACGUGAAAUGAAAACCUACGUGCCCCCCAAAGGGAUGGGAAAGCCGGGAAAGAGAAAGAAGGAUCCCAACGCCCCCAAGCGUCCACCGUCUGCGUUUUUCGUCUUCUGCGCGGAUCACCGCCCAAAAAUCAAGGGGGAGCAUCCAGGCAUCUCCAUUGGCGACAUUGCUAAGAAGCUUGGCGUCUUGUGGUCAAAGCAGACCCCCAGCGAUAAGAAACCAUACGAGGCAAAGGCACUUAAGCUGAAGGAGAAAUAUGAAAAGGACGUUGCAGCCUAUCGUGCCAAGGGGACUAAAGUUGAUGCUGGCAAGAAGGGAGGACCAGGUCGGCCAGGUGCUGGAAAGAAGGCAGCACCAGUAGAUGAUGACGAUGACGACGACGAUGAUGACGAGGAGGAGGAAGAUGACGAGGACGACGAUGAUGAUGAUGAUGACGAUGAUUAAACUGCUUGGAAACUUGAGCUGGAUUAUUUUCAAAACAAUGUGAACAUGCAAUGAAUUUAUAUUUUUAGAUUUUCAAAAUGUGUACAGAAAUGUUUAACUGUAAUGCAUAUCGAGGGUCAUGUACUGUUUUGUAAAUUAACAGCUUUUUUGUUUUUGUUCCCUAAAGCACUGCUUUGUCAUGGGUAGUGGUGGUUGCCAUUCUCCCCCUCCAUUUUCGAACUGGGUUCCACUGCUGUAUAAAGGAUUCAGAGUAACAUGUUUUGUUUAGUAAAUGUUAAGUUUUUUUUUUUAAAGGAAAAACUGAGCUUUAAAUUGUGUGUAGACGGAACUUUUUUUAUAAUAAAGUUUUGUAUAUUAUGAUCAAAA
Molecule: messenger RNA, 1168 nt
Organism: Clupea harengus (Atlantic herring)
Lineage: Eukaryota; Metazoa; Chordata; Actinopteri; Clupeiformes; Clupeidae
Gene: hmgb2a
Product: high mobility group box 2a
Biological process (GO): regulation of transcription by RNA polymerase II
Source: RefSeq, a predicted model, not a curated record